AUGAGCACCCACACCAGCUCACAGAGUCAUCUCACACGGUGGGAAGGAGCCACCAUCCGCCGAUGCCGCCGGCUUCACUCUGCCGCACAAAAUGGAGCUGUUGUGGGAUAUGUGGGCGAAUGUUGCCAGUCAUCACCGGUUUUUGUUCCCAUUCCACCUCGUCAAUUCCUGACGCGCCCACGUCUUUUUCAUCACUAUCGCUUGUACGCUGACAGCAUACCCGCGGCACUGUCUUGCAAUCCCGCUGACAGAGACUACGACUAUAGUUGGUUUACGAUGCCGCGUGUACGGAAGAGUAGCACCGUAUCAAAAACCAAGCGGCGACUGAGGGAAAAACUGAUCGCUGGGAGAGUUCCAUUGAGUUCCAUUCCGGAGGGGACCAGCGGUUUGUUUGACUCAGGCCGUAUGGACUCUCCCAUUCGUCGUUGCGCAAAGGGGUUGAACAGCAUCCAAGCAGACGCUGAGAGGUGCUGGGAUUCCGACAGCUCGUGUGAACAACUAUCCCCAACAGAGCCUGGGGUUUUAAAGGAUGACAGUGUUCUUUUGGUGCGACCCGUAGCAGAGGAAAUACCAUCCGAAUUAGAGAUCAUGACGGAUGAAUACAGUCGUGUAGCACCUAAAGGUCGUGAGUGGGAUCGACAGUACGCGCUACGUCACUGCGUUGGUCGGACAGCUCAGGAGGCGAUCGUGGACUGCCUCAUUGACACGCGGUACCGGCGGCCGGGUGAUUACGUUCGGCGGAAUGAUCGAGGGCAACUCGUAGAUGCCUGUGGCCGACCAGCACGGGGCAACAGUCGGAGGCGCCGAGGAUAA
Molecule: messenger RNA, 813 nt
Organism: Trypanosoma brucei brucei TREU927
Lineage: Eukaryota; Euglenozoa; Kinetoplastea; Trypanosomatida; Trypanosomatidae
Exons: 1
Coding region: 1-813 (270 amino acids)
Source: RefSeq, a predicted model, not a curated record